Molecule: messenger RNA, 512 nt
Organism: Anopheles aquasalis
Lineage: Eukaryota; Metazoa; Arthropoda; Insecta; Diptera; Culicidae
Product: zinc finger matrin-type protein 5
Cellular component (GO): U12-type spliceosomal complex
Molecular function (GO): zinc ion binding
Source: RefSeq, a predicted model, not a curated record
GCAAAAGUUCGGAUGGGCCGAAAAUAUUACUGCGAUUAUUGUGAGAAAAGAAUUCAAAACGAUGUGAACAACGUUAAGAAACACAAUGAAGGACUGCCUCAUCUCAAAGCUAAAGCAGAUUAUUAUGAGCGAUUCAAAGCACCGGAACAGAUAGUUGCGGAGGCGAGGACGAAAACAGAAUGCCGCUCGCUGAAGGAUGGCAAAGAAUGUAUGUUUGGUGCGUUAUGCAGAUUUUGCCACUAUACGCCCCAGCAAUUGCGCCAUCUCCAGCAGCAAGUGGACACACAAAAAUUGAUUCAAGUUGCCCGAUCAGAACGCCUCUACAGAAGGAUGCGCCACGUACGAAAGCGGCUGGACAAAUUUUGUAGCAAACGAUUGAAAAAACAACGAACCGACAAAGAGCAGACUCUGUCGGUAUCACUCCAAGCUAUUGACUUUGAAAACGAUCCUAAGCAGGCGGCAUGGGGAUGCAGAUAAGUAACGUACCAAAAUAAAGCUGUUACAUUAGUGUA